Peniophora sp. CBMAI 1063 is the source of this 1098-nucleotide messenger RNA. Lineage: Eukaryota; Fungi; Basidiomycota; Agaricomycetes; Russulales; Peniophoraceae. The record is from the annotation of a GenBank genome assembly.
AUGGCAUUCCGCGCACCACUCAGGAGGACUAUUGCCACUGCCGCUGCGGCGCGCUCGACUCUGCGCGUCGGCCUGAUCCCUGGAGACGGUAUCGGAAAGGAAGUUAUUCCUGCUGCAAGGCUAGCACUCGAGGCUGUCAGCUCCGAAAUACCUCGGCUCGAAUUCCACGAUCUUGUCGCGGGCUGGGAGUGCUUCACGCGCACAGGCGUCGCAUUGCCUGAGGAGACACUCGAGGUACUCAAAAAUGACUGCGAUGCUGCCUUAUUCGGCGCAGUCAGCUCGCCUACACGCAAGGUAACAGGAUACAGCAGCCCGAUCGUACAGAUGCGCAAGGAGAUGGACCUCUACGCGAAUAUCCGCCCUGUCAAAGCAGUGACAGCCGACCCCGACGCGAAGUCGAAUGUUGACAUGAUUGUCGUCCGCGAAAACACGGAGUGCUUGUAUGUCAAGCAGGAGACGCAGACAACAGGACCGAACGGGAAGGAGGCGCGUGCGACACGGCUUAUCACUGAGCGCGCGAGUCGCCGCAUCGGACAGAUGGCGUUUGAGCUCGCUUUGGCUCGAGAGCGCAAGCUCGUCACGAUCAUCCACAAAAGCAACGUCUUGAGCAUCACAGAUGGGCUCUUCCGUGAGACGGUGCGCUCAGUACCUUCCCUGCCGGAGAGCGCGGGGAAGUAUGACGGCGUCACGAUCCAGGAGCAGAUCGUAGACAGCGCAGUAUACCGCCUCUUCCGUGAGCCCCAGAUUUACGACGUUCUCGUUGCACCAAACCUCUAUGGCGACAUCCUCUCCGACGCCGCCGCAGCACUCGUCGGCUCCCUCGGACUUGUGCCCUCCGUAAACGCAGGCGACGGCUUCGUCAUGGGCGAGCCCGUGCACGGUUCCGCCCCUGACAUUGAGGGCAAGAACCGCGCGAACCCCGUCGCAUCUAUCCGUUCUGCCGCUCUUAUGCUGCGCCACCUUGGCUACGGUGCACCUGCGGAUAAGAUCGAGACGGCUGUGGAUGCCGUGUUGAGGGAGGGCGCGUAUCUGACACCGGAUUUGGGCGGGAAGAGUUCGACGGAUGAGGUUGUCAAUACGAUCCUGAAGCGUAUCUGA